AUGGAAGAUCCUGAAGUAGUAGCAGCCCGUGCAAGACUUGCAGCAAAGUUUGGAGACUCCACAAGAAUUGGAGGAAAAGGCUCAAUGAAGCGAAAGAACAAAGUAGCCCACAAGACUAACUCAGUAGAUGAAAAAAAGUUAAUGUCCAAUCUCAAAAAGUUGCAAGUGCAGCCCCUUCCAGCUAUUGAAGAAGUGAAUUUCUUUAAAGAUGAUAUAGCUUUUGAAAAGAUUCUGCUUAAGGGUUUAAAUUUUUUAUAGAAAAUAAAGUAUUUUAUUUUUCUAUUAAGAAAAGUUAUUGAUGUUAAUAGGAAUAAUACCAUUUUGCAUUUCACAAAUCCUCAAGUUCAAGCUAAUAUCAAAGACAACUUCUUUUUAGUCCAAGGCACAGGAGAGUCUAAAUCCUUUGCGGAUCUGAUGCCUGGUAUCCUUAACCAACUCGGUCCUAAAAACCUAGAGUUUUUGAAAGACCUCGUACAAGCAACUGCUUCUAAGCCUGAUGGUGAAGAAGAUGUCCCAGAUCUUGUUGGAGAAAAGAACUUUGAAGAUAUUGCAAACCAAGACUAA
Molecule: messenger RNA, 564 nt
Organism: Blepharisma stoltei
Lineage: Eukaryota; Ciliophora; Heterotrichea; Heterotrichida; Blepharismidae
Source: the annotation of a GenBank genome assembly